Molecule: messenger RNA, 1381 nt
Organism: Xyrauchen texanus (razorback sucker)
Lineage: Eukaryota; Metazoa; Chordata; Actinopteri; Cypriniformes; Catostomidae
Source: the annotation of a RefSeq genome assembly
AUGCUAAAAGUGCUUAUUCCCACGAUUAUGCUAUUUCCAACAAUCUGAAUUUCAUCCCCCAAAUGGCUUUGAACAACCACGACUGCACAUAGCCUGCUUAUCGCUCUCAUUAGCCUAACCUGAUUAAAAUGAACAUCCGAAGCCGGAUGAACAGCCUCAAACAUAUAUUUGGCUACGGACCCCCUAUCUACCCCACUCCUAGUAUUGACAUGCUGACUUCUGCCAUUAAUGAUUCUAGCCAGCCAAAACCAUAUUAACCCGGAACCUGUCAACCGACAACGUCUAUACAUUUCCCUUCUCGUCUCGUUGCAGGCCUUUUUAAUUAUAGCAUUUGGUGCAACAGAACUGAUUAUGUUUUAUAUUAUAUUUGAAGCCACCCUAAUUCCAACCUUAAUUAUUAUUACACGAUGGGGUAAUCAAACAGAACGCCUCAAUGCGGGUACCUAUUUCCUAUUUUAUACUUUAGCCGGAUCACUACCAUUGCUAGUAGCCCUGUUACUAUUACAACAGUCAACAGGGACCCUAUCAAUGAUAAUCCUACAAUACUCUCAACCCCUUACUCUUGAAUCCUGAGGACAUAAAUUCUGAUGAGCCGGAUGCUUAAUUGCUUUCCUCGUAAAAAUACCACUUUAUGGCGUACACCUUUGACUACCAAAAGCACAUGUAGAAGCCCCAGUAGCAGGGUCUAUAGUCCUAGCCGCAGUAUUACUAAAACUGGGGGGGUACGGAAUAAUACGAAUAAUGGUUAUGCUGGACCCCUUAUCCAAAGAGUUGGCCUACCCGUUCAUUAUUCUGGCUCUCUGGGGUAUUAUCAUGACAGGCUCCAUCUGUCUACGACAAACGGACUUAAAGUCACUAAUCGCCUACUCAUCGGUGAGUCACAUGGGCUUAGUAGCAGGAGGAAUUCUGAUCCAAACCCCCUGGGGGUUUACAGGAGCAAUUAUUUUAAUAAUUGCACACGGAUUAAUCUCCUCAGCACUAUUUUGCCUAGCUAAUACAGCCUAUGAGCGGACUCAUAGUCGAACAAUAGUCCUUGCUCGAGGCCUCCAAAUGAUUUUUCCACUAACAGCUGUAUGAUGAUUUGCCGCUAAUCUAGCUAACCUGGCACUUCCCCCUCUCCCCAACCUGAUAGGAGAGUUGAUAAUUAUCACAUCCCUGUUUAGCUGAUCCCCAUGAACUAUUGCCCUGACUGGAGUAGGAACGCUGAUUACAGCGGGCUAUUCAUUAUAUCUUUUCCUAAUAUCACAGCGAGGCCCAACCCCUAAUCAUAUCGUGGGACUACCCCCAUUCCACACCCGAGAACACUUACUUAUAGUCAUACACCUUAUUCCAGUGGUUCUCCUAAUUACAAAGCCAGAACUUAUAUGAGGCUGAUGCUACU